This is a messenger RNA of Megalops cyprinoides (Indo-Pacific tarpon), 5257 nucleotides long. RefSeq names its product signal-induced proliferation-associated 1 like 3 (gene sipa1l3). Gene Ontology annotation, molecular function: protein binding; GTPase activator activity. Gene Ontology annotation, cellular component: plasma membrane; cytoplasm; Golgi apparatus. The record is from RefSeq and is a predicted model, not a curated record. Lineage: Eukaryota; Metazoa; Chordata; Actinopteri; Elopiformes; Megalopidae. Gene Ontology annotation, biological process: epithelial cell morphogenesis; activation of GTPase activity; regulation of small GTPase mediated signal transduction. Bases 1 to 5196 code for a protein of 1731 amino acids. The transcript is spliced from 21 exons.
AUGACUGCGUACAGAGACCGAGCGCUGCACUGCGCCACAGAGCUGCUGGAGGUUGGGGGGGUGCCUGCCUUCUGCUCCCAGGAGCCCCCCCUCCCCCAGCAGCUGCCCCCGCCCCACCUGUCCGCCUUCCGCCUCCCCAACGGCCAUGCCCCCGCCGAGCCCGCGGCCCUGCCCCGCAUCUCCGUGCCCAAGAUGGGCGUGCGGGCGCGCAUCGCAGAGUGGCCCCCGCGCCGGGAGCAGUCGCGAGAGUCGCUGCUGGAGAACGGGCAGGGCGGGCAGGCCGCGGGGGCGGGGCUGGUGCGCGGGGGCGUGGCCCGCGUGCCCCACCGCCGCGUCUCCAAGGACGCGGAGUUCCGGGACGGGCUGAGGGGCGGCAGCGGGGGCGGGGGCUCGCCCGCCGUGUUCCGGGCCCCGGCACCGCUGCGGCAGCGCUCCAGCAGCGAGGUGACGCUGAGCGAGCAGGACGAGGCGGAGGCCGAGGCGCGCGCGGGGCUCUUCCGCGAGUACGGCAGCACCUCCUCCAUCGACGUGCAGGCCGUCCCCGAGCAGAGCUUCUUCGACAUGCUGAGCCAGUUCCACCAGGAGCGGCCCGACCAGCGCAGCACCGCCCCCGCCCGCCUGGGGGAGCUGCUGCGGGCCGAGGCCGCCCCCGACGCGCCCCCCCAGCCGCCCCCGUCGCACCCGCUCUCCCCCACGCCCCGCGCCGACGACGGCGGCCCUGUGCGGGCAGAGAACAGGGUGCGGAAGAAGAGCGGCGGGAACGAGUCGUCCCUGGGGACGUCGUCUCUCUUCCGCAAGCUGCGCAGCUCCAGCCGGGGGGAGCUGGAGGCGGGGCGGGGGGAGGGCGAGGACGGCCGGCCGCUGGAGGUCAGCAAGCCCUGGCUCUGCCCCAAGAGCUUCGUGCACUACGACGCGCAGAGCAUCCUGUUCGACCUGCAUGAGGCCGCCGCCCAGCGCGCCUCCGUGGCCCAGCGGCGCAACACGGCCACCGGCGCCUCCGCCGCCUCCGCCGUCUCGCUGGCCGUCUCCCGGGCCAUGGCGCUGGGCGGGCUGGAGCCUGGCUUUUCCAGCACCGAGGACCUGCUCGCCAAGGACCCGGCCGCCCCGCCGGGGCCCGACCCGGCCGACGCCGGCCAGCUCCUGCUCAGCUGCCCCCACUUCCGCAACGAGACGGGCGGCCACGGCGAGCGCAACGUCAGCUUCCUGAGCUCCUCGGGCGAGCGGGGUGAGGCGGGCGGCGCGGGCGGGGCGGAGCCCGUGCUAACCCUGCGCUGCAGCAACGCCAGCGUGUCGGUGCUGGAGGUGCCCCCCGAGCAGCAGCUGGCCCGGCUGGAGAGGCUCAGGCACUACAGCAUCGAGCACGUGGACCUGGGGGCGCGCUACUACAGGGACUACUUCCACGACAGAGAGCACUGUAACUACUUUGGGACGGACGAUAAGCUGGGCCCUGUGGCGGUCAGCAUCCGCAGGGAGAAGCUGGAGGACACCAAGGAUCUGAAGGACCAGUACCAGUACCGGCUCAUCGUCAGGACCAGCGAGCUGGUGACGCUGCGCGGGUCCAUCCUGGAGGACGCGGUGCCCUCCACGGCGCGCCACGGCACGGUGCGGGGGCUGCCCCUCAAGGAGGUGCUGGAGUACGUGGUGCCCGAGCUAAGCAUGCCCUGUCUGCGGCUGGCACUCAGCACGCCCAAGGUCACCGAGCAGCUCCUCAAGCUGGACGAGCAGGGGCUGAGUCAGAAACACAAGGUGGGCAUCCUCCUUUGCCGGGCGGGGCAGAGCACGGAGGAGGAGAUGUACAACAACGAGGAGGCCACGCCCGCCUUCCGCGCCUUCCUGGAGCUGCUGGGGGAGCAGGUGUGCCUGCGGGGCUUCAGCAAGUACGCCGCCCAGCUGGACACUAAGACGGACUCCACUGGCACACACUCCCUCUACACCACCUACCAGGGCUAUGAGAUCAUGUUCCACGUGUCCACCAUGUUGCCCUACAUGCCCAACAACCCACAGCAGCUCCUGCGGAAGAGGCACAUCGGGAACGACAUCGUCACCAUCAUCUUCCAGGAGCCGGGCGCCCUGCCCUUCACCCCGCAGAACAUCCGCUCACACUUCCAGCACGUCUUCGUCAUCGUGCGUGUGCACAACCCCUGCUCCGACAGCACCUGCUACAGUGUGGCAGUCACGCGCAUGAAGGACGUCCCCCCCUUCGGCCCGCCCAUCCCCAGCGGCGUGACUUUCCGCGACCCCGCGGUGUUCCGCGACUUCCUGCUGGCCAAGGUGAUCAACGCGGAGAACGCGGCGCACAAGUCGGAGAAGUUCCACACCAUGGCGACGCGCACCCGGCAGGAGUACCUGCGCGACCUGGCGGAGAACUGCGUCAGCGGCACGCCGCUCGACUCGGCCGGCAAGCUCAACAACCUCAUCUCGCUGGCCUCCAAGCGGCGGGAGCGGGCGCGGGCGCGCGAGGGGGCGGAGCUGGGCGCCGGCGGCGCCGUGGCCUGGCGGGUGCGCGCGCAGGACUUCAGCGGGGGCGGGGCGGAGCUGGCCUGCGUGCUGGGCGUGUCCGCCGAGUACGUGCUGCUGCUGGACUGCGCCACCAAGGAGGUGGUCUUCAACUGCUUCUGCGCCGACGUCAUCGGCUGGACGCCCGAGCGCCUCUCCCUCAAGAUCUACUACGGCCGGGGCGACCACAUCGCCGUCAGAGUGCCCGAGGGCGGGGCGCAGGACAUCCGGGAGGUGGUGACGCGGCUGAAGGCGCUGACGGUGGGCUGCGAGACGGUGGACAUGACGCUGCGGCGGAACGGGCUCGGGCAGCUGGGCUUCCACGUGCGGCUGGACGGCACGGUGGCGGAGGUGGAGGAGUACGGCUUCGCCUGGCAGGCGGGCCUGCGGCAGGGCAGCCGGCUGGUGGAGAUCUGCAAGGUGGCGGCCGUCACGCUGUCCCACGAGCAGAUGAUCGACCUGCUGCGCACCUCCGUCACCGUCAAGGUGGUCAUCAUCCCGCCCUACGACGAGGGCGGCCCGCGCAGGGGCUGCACAGAGGAGUACGAAAUGAAGACGGUAGAGCAGAAAGCGGAGCCUGAGCCGGUGGCUGCGGGGUACCGUCCCCCGCUCCGCCCUCCCGCCUGGCGCUGGGACAGCCCUCCCGGGACACACAAUGCCCCCCCACCUCAACGCUGGACCCCCGUGGGGCCCCCCCAGCCCGUGAGCCGCACCCACAAGGCCCUGGUGCCCAUCCCCUACAGGGAGCCCCAGCAUCUGUCCAGCAAGAGGCCAGUCAGCUACCCAGAGAACCACUAUAGCUUGUCUCCAGUUGGGGGCGACAGAGUGCUGCCCUACCGCAACCCCUCUGCCAGCUUCUCCGCCCCCGGCUGUGGGCUUGGGGGUCCUGGACUGGCCGGGCCGUUUGUGCGGUAUAAGCCCUCACCUGACAGGUACGGCACCCCACAGCGCCCUCUCAUGGCCUACGAGCCACACCUCAGCCUGGACGUGACGUCCAGUGGAGAGUCGUCCUCUGGCUUCACCAGCCAGGACAGCACAAUGGAGAGAUGCAAGACAGAACCCCUGUGGCACGUGCCAGCGUCUUCACGGGGGCCUCCUGUGGGCGGGGGAGGGGUGCAGAAGAGACCCAUCCGGCAGGACAUCCCAGGAAAGGACUCCCCCAACAGGCACUCGAAGGGAGAGGCGCAGUACUCCAGCCACUCCAGCAGUAACACCCUCUCCAGCAACGCCUCCAGCAGCCACAGCGACGAGCGCUGGUUCGACGGGGGGGUCGGUGGGGGCGGGGCGGGGGUGUUGGGCGACCCCGCCGACCUGGGCGACCCCGACCCGCUCGGCAAGGGGGGCUCCAGCGACAGCGGCAUCGACGCCGCCACCCUCUACAACCCCAGCCCCAACGCCAAGGGGCCGAAGCCCGGGCGCGGGCACCCCGCCACCCCUCCCAAGCCCCUGCACAGCUCCGCCACCUACAGCGGCCUGCAGGAGCUGGCCGGCCGCAGCGCCGAGGCCCGCCGCAGGGAGUCCUCCCCCGCCAUCCCCGCGCCGGCCAAUCAGAGCAAAGGCUACCGCACCCGCACCUUCCCCCCGCCCAGCGGCCCCGCCGACUCCUUCAAGCCGAGGGCGUGCUACACUCCUCAAGGGUACAAGACCCCGGCGACGGACAAGCCCCGGCCGGUGAGAGCCACCACGGCCACGCCCACCUCGGGCUCCGCCCAGCCCGGCCCCCAGCAGCUGUCCACCUCGGCCCCUAAGUCCCUCUACACCAAGAGCAAGCACAGCGGGGGCCCGCACCGCGAGGACCCCUCCACGGCCAGCAGCUCCGACAGCAGCAGCAGCAAGAAGCAGGUGGACGUGAACUCGAAGAACGUGUUUGGUCAGCCACGCCUGCGUGCCUCUCUGAGGGACCUCCGCUCCCCCCGGCGCACACACAAGAGCACCAUCGAGGACGACCUGAAGAAGCUGAUCAUCAUGGACACGCCUGCAGACACACCGCACAGAGACACUUCCCCCCGCCGAACUCUGCAGCGCACCUUCUCUGACGAGAGCCUGUGCAGCGGCCGACGGGAUGCCAGUUUCGCCAACGGCCCCCUACCCGACAGCCAGACCACCCCCAGCGACCUGCUCUUCACCUGCACCCUGCCCACCCGCCGGCACGCCCACACCACCUCACAGGGCUCCCUCCUGCCCAAUAAGAAGGUUCCCCUGUCUGCUUCGGAGAUCUCCUUGACGGAGGUUCGGGAUAAGGUGCCCCCCCUGCGGCGCCUGGACCCGGGCCUCAUGCCCCUCCCUGACACGGCCUGCGGGCUGGAGUGGUCCAGCCUUGUCAGUGCUGCCAAGGCCUACGAGGUGCAGAGGGCCGUGUCUCUCUUCUCCCUUAGUGAGCCGCAGGUGGGAGGGCAGGAGCUGCGGCCGGUUCUAAGCCCAGUGCAGUUUCACACACCCCAGACCCCCCGCACCACCCCCACCUUCAGCAGUGACGAGAUUCCUAAUGACCUGUCAGGGCGGCUGUAUCACCUGGAGGUGAUGCUGAAACAGCUGAACAAUGAUCUGGAGAAGGAGAAGCAGGACAAGGUGGCCCUGCUGGCAGAGAUGGCCAGCCUGCGUGAGAAUAACCAGCGCCUGCAGGAGGAGUCUCUCUCCGCCAGCGAGCAGCUCCGCAAGUUCAGCCAGAUGCUGACUGGGGCCCCCGGAGAGAGGAAGUGACCACAGGGCAUCCAGUGGGCACGAGCCAGGUGGUGCUGUCCUCCCCCGGGACGGAGAGACU